GGACGAGUUGGGAGGCAGAGCUGUCCCUGAGUGGAGUCAUGCAGAGGGUCUGCUACCUCAUCCACCUCACCCUCUUCUGGGCAGGAGUCAUGUCGGCUGCCGUGUUGGUGCCUCAAGACCAAGCAAGGAGUGUGUCUGUGGGGGAACCUGUCACCCUCAGGUGCUCCAUGAAAGGCGAAUCCAUCAGUAACUACUACACCUUCUGGUACAGGAAAACACCGGGUAACACAAUGACUUUCAUAUACCGAGAAGGGGGCACGUAUGGCCCUGGUUUCGAGGACAACUUCCGAGGUAAAAUUGAUUCUUUAAACAACCAGGCUGUGCUGAAUAUCCUGGAGGCAUCAGAGAGAGAUGAAGGAUCUUACUACUGUGCCUCGACCACCACCCUGCUUGAAGGAGGCAUAGAACUGAGGGCAAAGGAAGGCAAAAGGAGGACUGUGUAUAAUCCACUGAUAUUUGGCAAAGGAACCUAUCUGAACGUUGAACCAAAAAUUCAGGCCGUUGCCAACCCAUCCGUUUUUGUCAUGAAAAACGGGACAAAUGUCGCUUGUCUGGUGAAGGAGUUCUACCCCAAAGACGUAACUAUAAGUCUGGAAUCAUCCAAGAUAAUAAGAGAAUAUGACCCUGCUAUCGUCAUCUCUCCCGGUGGGAGGUACAGUGCCGUCAAGCUUGGUCAGUAUGGAGAUCCAGAUUCAGUGACAUGUUCAGUUCAACAUAACAAACAAACCUGGCGCUCUACUGACUUCGAACCGAAGAAAAAUACUUCAGAAAAUUCAAAACCAAAGGAAAUUGAAAACAUCAAGCAAACUCAAACUCCAGAGACCUGCUAUGAGCCCCAAGUUCAAGCCGAGAAGGUGAACAUGAUGUCUCUUGCAGUGCUGGGGCUCCGAAUGCUGUUUGCCAAGAGUGUUGCCAUCAAUUUUCUCUUGACUGCCAAGUUAUUUUUCUUUUAAGGCUGACUGGCAUGAGAAGGCUACACGCCCUGAAAGAAACCAAAAGCCUACAGAGGUGCUAUCUCCUAGGCUUUCAACUUCCUGGUGGUUUAAGUUGACCCGUCCCAGCCUUGCUUAAAUGGCUGUUACCCAAACCAGUUUUCCUUUAAAGGCAACAAACCCAGCUUAUCCUUCAGCCUGAUGAAAGACAGAAGUCCUGGGGAGUGGGGGCUUAUGGUCCCAACUGUUUUACAUGCUGCUUUAUAAAAGGAUACAGAGAUAUGAAGGUAUAUAGGACACAUUUUUUUUCCUACAACUGACACACUUUGAAAAUGGUGUUUUGUUCCUUUGACUUUCUUUGCCUCCAGAAGUAGAAAGUGGGAGCCAUCAGGUUCCUAGCUCCAUUCUCCAAGAGGAAAAUAGAUCCUGGGCUUCUACCUAAACAUAAAAGGCUCUGCUCAACCCAGCACUAGGUUUGCCCCAAACUAGCAUUCUCAUCCACAAAGGCACUUUCUGCUUUUCCUAGUAUUUGACAAACAAAACUACAUUUGACUCCCUAAUACUCUCUGCCCAGGCAAUGGGGUUUCUCAAAUCUCAUCUAAAUACUCUCAGAGUUAUUAGCAGAGAUCAGAGUAAAAUGCAGAGGAAAUGUGUUUCUCUCUAUUAAUUGAUUUAACGAACGUGAAUUACUCCAAGUUCUAGGCACUGUACUGAGGGUGCAAAAAUAAGUAAGACGUGGGUCUUGCUUUCAAACAACUCAUUGUGCAAGUGUUCUGGGAGGGAGGGACAGGAAUGAGAUCCCAAGAUUCCCCCUGUAAGAACAGUGUCUUCAUGCCCCCCUGCCUGCCCAUUUGUGCCCGGGAAGUUUGAAGGCAUUGGACCUUUGGUAUUGAUGGUUUUCUGCCAUUCUUCUUUGUCUCUGUUGCAUGUAUUAAAGUGCAUUGUGUGU
Molecule: messenger RNA, 1881 nt
Organism: Balaenoptera musculus (blue whale)
Lineage: Eukaryota; Metazoa; Chordata; Mammalia; Artiodactyla; Balaenopteridae
Product: Ig heavy chain Mem5-like
Exons: 8
Coding region: 39-953 (304 amino acids)
Source: RefSeq, a predicted model, not a curated record